AUGUUGGAGGUGAAUCCUCUCUAUUACGAUGUGCCACAGGCGCAUCUCGUGGCAGCUAUUGAUGCUCAACUCGAACAACUCGACAAAGCGGGGGCGAUCAUCUCCUCUUCCGUUCAUUCGAGAGUGCACGAGUACAGAGCUCGUUUGGACGAUCUCAGGAAAAGACUGCAAGUCGCGAGGAGGAAAAUCGAGAAAAUUGCCAAAUCGAGAGAAGGCAUAGUGAUAUAUUCUGCCGGGAGUUAUCCGGUUCCUCGCGACAAGCAGGAAGAGAAAUUCAAGCGUCUAUUCCCAUUGAGUCCCCUGGAACCUGCGAAGGAGCUCGGGGAAACUCAUAGACCUCCAAUUGGUGCAUUUCGUUCUCCAGCCUCUUCCUUGGGUGAAGGUCUCAGAUUCCUCCAUGUCAAACCGCCAACAUCGAGCGAAGAUGAAAAUAUCUACAAACUCCCGCCGAAGGGUCUUGGUAGCUUCCAUAAAAGAGGAAUACGGAAUGUGGCUGACAUACUCCUCUUCAACACCGCCAUAAAUCCGUACUCAGAAGAGCCGCCGACCCCGCAACGAACUCCACUCCCUGUCGAGGUCGCCACUCUGCCUCCAUCGACCCUCGGAUCUCCCCUCUCUUUUUCAUCGAAUGUCACGGAAGAGAACGUCGAUGGCUUCCUGUACGAUCCUGGCAAGCGGACGACUCCAGCUCUCGAGCUCCCUGCGAACCUGGUGCUUGGAGAAGAAUUCGUCACGGAUCUACCAGAUCUUGUGGCUAGCGGAUCGAGUCAAUUCACGUUCGCAACUCCCUCCAUCUUCUCCCCGUCGUCUUCGAACGAUUCUUUCCAAGAACGACCAAUUUCGAGCGAUGUGGACAAUCUACCCAGACUACCGAGCCCGGACGUCGACUCGGAGUUGGCGCUCCCUCAGAUUCUCCCGUCUUCACCUCCGCCUGCUCAGACGCCAACCGCCGUGUCUGCGACUUCUCAGCUUCCACAGUUUUCUCCGCCUCCCCCACCCCCCAUGCCGGUCGCGGCUCCCCCACCUCCACCUGCCGCUCCCGCCCCGCCUGCUCCACCGACACCUCAGAGCGGACCUGUGGCUCCAUCACCGCCGAAGUCUGCACCGACUGGGGAUCGUGGAUCGCUCCUAGAAUCCAUCAGGAAUCACGGAGGAUUGAGCGGCUUGAGAUCCGCGAAGAAAUCGACCAAGAAGAUACCUCCGAAGAAAACCGUCCAGGCACCGAAGAUGGAUCAUAUGGAGGCGCUGAAACAGCGCUUACAACGCAUCGGGGAGAUUUCUGCGGGAUCUCGCCCGAGGCCUGCUGAAAUCGUACCACCUCCUCCCCAGCCAAAGAACGUUUUCGAAAAAAUGUUGGAACAGGUGAAAUCAAAAGAUCUUGUUGGGUCGGAUUCGGACGAUACCGAUAAAGACAAGGACGAUAGUGAUUGGGAUGCUUAGACAGCAACGCUGAUGA
Molecule: messenger RNA, 1456 nt
Organism: Galendromus occidentalis (western predatory mite)
Lineage: Eukaryota; Metazoa; Arthropoda; Arachnida; Mesostigmata; Phytoseiidae
Product: WASH complex subunit 1
Exons: 7
Coding region: 1-1440 (479 amino acids)
Biological process (GO): exocytosis; endocytic recycling; retrograde transport, endosome to Golgi
Cellular component (GO): WASH complex; recycling endosome; early endosome
Molecular function (GO): alpha-tubulin binding; gamma-tubulin binding
Source: RefSeq, a predicted model, not a curated record